AUCGGAUGAAAAUUCGCGCAAAACGCUCGCCUCAGCCCGUGCCGCAAUAACCGCCAUGUCGAACUGUGUGGGCUUUUCUCUUGCCGAGUGGUUAAUUUACUCGCGCUGGCCGUUUUUAUAGCGACGUGUGCGCGAGCUGGCUCCACGACCCGCGGCGGCGAGUGGUGUCACCUGAAGGCGACGCUCAUCAGGUCCGGCGACGGCUGGCGUUUGCCCUUUCGCCUGAUUAUUCCCACCAAAGCGACCGCACCGUGUUUCCUUGGCAACUCUCCGCCAGCUCUCGCUACGCUCACAACAGGUUGAGCGGCGGCGCAUGCGAGCAGCCGCCGGUGUGCCCUUGCAUGGCUGAGGACAGCGGCCAGUCAUGGGCUUUGCGUGCUGGGCUCGGGAGGUCCGCCAAGUCCGAGUACGACAAGCUGCGUGAUGGCAUCGUCUCCAUCGACGGCAGCCUGUCCGAAAUGCUGCCGGACGCCGACCGGCGCCGAUCUUCGACGGCUUCCAGGAUCAAGAGCAAUGUCACGCGUUUCUUCCGCGGACCCACAGAGACGGAGAGGCGCAUUCGGGCUAACAAUCCCGAAUACAACAGCCAGUUUAAUUAUGCUAACAACUACAUCAAGACAUCCAAGUACUCCCUCCUGACGUUCCUGCCACGAAACCUGUUUGAGCAGUUUCAGCGGCUCGCCAACUUCUACUUCCUAUGUCUCCUUGUCUUGCAAAUGAUCCCGCAGAUCUCCUCCCUAACUCCAUGGACCACCGCCGUGCCUUUAGUUGUGGUGCUGUCCCUGACAGCUCUCAAAGAUGCCAUCGACGAUAUUCAACGCCAUCAGAGUGACAACCAGGUCAACAACAGACUGUCCAAGGUGCUUCGCAAUGGCCAGCUCAUGGAGGAACGUUGGCACAAAGUCCAAGUGGGCGACAUCAUCUUUAUGGAGAACGACCACUUCGUGGCUGCCGACUUACUGCUGCUGUCUACUAGUGAGCCAAAUGGCCUAUGUUACAUCGAAACGGCAGAACUUGAUGGUGAAACUAACCUCAAGUGCCGCCAGGCCACUCCAGACACAGCUGAGAUGAGCAAUGACAACCAGCUCUUGGGGAGGUUUGAUGGGGAGAUUAUCUGUGAGGCACCGAACAACAACCUGAGUCGCUUUGAGGGCACCCUGUUCUGGCAGGGUCAGACGUACCCGCUGGACAAUGACAAGCUGCUACUGAGGGGCUGUGUGCUGCGGAACACCCACUGGUGCUACGGGGUUGUGGUGUUUGCAGGCCGGGACACCAAACUCAUGCAGAACAGUGGCAAGACCAUCUUCAAGCGCACCUCUCUCGACAGGCUCCUCAACGUUCUCAUUCUUGGUAUUGUGUUCUUCCUGUUCAGCAUCUGCCUGUUCUGCACCAUAGCAUGUGGUGUGUGGGAGACAGUGACAGGCCAGUUCUUCCGCGUCUACCUUCCUUGGGACAAGGUCAUCCGCUCCGACAACACUGUGGCCGGCGCCACUGCCAUUGCUGUGCUUGUUUUCUUCUCCUAUGCCAUUGUACUCAACACCGUCGUGCCCAUCUCCCUCUACGUCAGUGUGGAAGUGAUUCGCUUCUGCCACAGCUUAUGGAUAAACUGGGAUGAAAAGAUGUACUAUGCACCAAAAGACGCUCCAGCACGAGCACGCACCACAACGUUGAAUGAGGAGUUGGGACAGAUUGAGUACAUUUUCUCAGACAAGACAGGCACCUUGACGCAGAACAUCAUGGCAUUCAUUAAGGCAUCCAUCAAUGGCCGUCUCUAUGGAGACGUCCUCGACCCAGCUACAGGAGAAGCUGUGGAAAUCAAUGAGAACCUGAAGACUGUAGACUUCUCGGAGAAUGCAGAGCAUGAGCCAGGCUUUCGGUUUUACGACCCAUCACUGCUGAAGGAUGUGAUGGCUGGAGACACUGAUGCUCGGGAAUAUUUUCGUUUGUUGGCUUUGUGCCACACUGUUAUGUCCGAGGAGAAGGAUGGCCGCCUUGAAUACCAGGCGCAGUCACCGGAUGAGGCUGCACUCACAUCAGCAGCUCGAAACUUCGGAUUUGUCUUCAAGAAUCGAACACCGAAAAGCAUUACCAUCGAGGUUUGGGGCCAGGAAGAAGUCUAUGAGCUCUUCGGUAUCUUGGAUUUCAACAAUGUUAGAAAAAGAAUGUCGGUGAUCGUUAAGAGAAAUGGUGUUCUCAAGCUAUACUGCAAGGGUGCCGACUCGGUCAUUUUUGAGCGCCUUCACCCAAGCAGUGAGCCUCUCAAAAUCAAAACUUCUGAACAUCUGAAUAAAUAUGCUGGUGAAGGGUUGCGGACACUGUGCCUGGCCUAUAAGGACCUGGAUGAAGCAUAUUUUCAGGAGUGGAGUGAGAGACAUCAUGAGGCUGCGACGUCUCUACAUGACCGAGAGGAGCUGGUGGACGCUGUAUAUGACGAGAUUGAACAGGGCCUGACACUGCUGGGGGCCACAGCCAUCGAGGACAAGCUGCAGGACGGCGUGCCACAGGCCAUUGCAAACCUGGCCAUGGCCGGCAUCAAGAUCUGGGUCCUCACAGGCGAUAAACAAGAAACGGCCAUCAACAUUGGCUACUCAUGUCAGCUGCUGACAGACGACAUGGUGGACAUCUUUAUUGUGGAUGGGAUGGAACGGGACGAAGUGUACAAACAGCUAAGCUCGUUCCGUGAGAGCAUUGCGGGCGUUGUUGCACAUGGUCGAGGUGCCGGAGACUGCUCGGUUGUGCGCUUCAGUGACAACGAUGACGGCCAUGCCUGGGAGCUCUCAGGUGGAGAGAGCUUGGGUGGCUUCGCUCUCAUCGUCAAUGGACACAGUUUGGUGCAUGCCCUGGAAGAGGAUAUGGAGCUGCUGUUUCUGGAGGUAGCCAGCCGGUGCAAAGCAGUCAUCUGCUGCCGUGUCACACCUCUACAGAAAGCCCUUGUCGUGGACCUCGUCAAGAAACAUAAACGUGCUGUCACUCUCGCCAUUGGCGAUGGUGCCAAUGAUGUCAGUAUGAUCAAAAUGGCGCACAUAGGAGUGGGCAUCAGUGGCCAGGAAGGCAUGCAGGCGGUGCUGGCCUCGGACUUUUCGAUUGCACAGUUCCGCUUCCUCGAGCGGCUUCUGCUGGUGCACGGUCGUUGGUCCUACCUGCGCAUGUGCCGCUUCCUCCGGUACUUCUUCUACAAGAACUUCGCCUUCACUCUCUGCCACUUCUGGUUUGCCUUCUUCUGCGGAUUCUCGGCACAGACCUUGUAUGACCCAGUGUUCAUCUCUUUCUACAAUGUCUUCUAUACAUCUCUGCCUGUACUAGCACUGGGUGUCUUCGACCAGGAUGUCAAUGAUGUGAACUCCAUGCGCUAUCCUAAGCUGUUCACGCCGGGCCAUCUGAACCUACUCUUCAACAAGGUGGAAUUCUUGAAAAGUGUCGCACAUGGAGUGAUCUCCUCCUUCGUGCUUUUCUUCAUCCCCUACGGUGCCUUCAGCAACAGCAUUGCACCCGACGGAGUCAACUUGGAUGGGCAUCAGCUACUAGGCACCGCAGUUUCCACCAUCCUCGUCAUUGUUGUGAACGCCCAGAUUGCUCUGGACACAUCGUACUGGACUGUGUUCAACCACAUUGUCAUCUGGGGGUCUGUGGCAUUCUACCUGGCUAUGACGUUGCUCAUCAAUUCUGACUUUGUGGGUAACCAGUUCCUCGGCUCUCUGCGCAUGACACUUGGCUCGGCACAGUUCUGGUUUGUGGCAUUCCUCACGGUUGCCGUACUGCUGCUGCCUGUGAUUGCAUUCCGCUUCUUCUACACGGACGUCUUCCCCACGCUCUCGGACCGCGUGCGGCUCAAGCAGCGGCGGGCGCGCCGACUGCGCCGUGAAGGUGCACCAGAGAGCGGACUAGGCCGCGCCACAAGUGUGCGGCAGGGAAGCCGGCGUCGUUCGGUGCGUUCGGGCUACGCCUUCGCACACCAGGAAGGCUUUGGCAGACUCAUCAUGAGUGGGAAAAUAAUGCGGCGUGCGCGCUCCGGUGGCAACUGGAGCAACUCUCUCCAUGUCCCUCCCACAUUGCCUAAUCAGCCAGACGACACAAGGUCCCCGCCGUUGGUGUGAGGAGUGACUCGUGUGGUGUGGGGUUUUCCCCUUGCAUUUGUGCUUUGCAAGAACAGUGGAAUGCACCGGCAAGCAGUUCUCGUGCUUUGACACAGUGUCUACCCGUUGCAACCUGAUCUGUUCUUGCGCAUCAGUGCAGAUGUGCCGGUCAGGGCCUUAAUACGAUGCCCCAGGAAGCCCCCUUCUGUUUGGUGCGUCCUGGCCGCGCAUGGCGCAGGUGCUGGAGUUGUGCGGUCGUGAUUGCGAUGGCCUCGCUGCUGUUGUGACUGUGAUGAAAUUACCGCAGCAUGCACUCUGCUAGCUCGUGGUGGUGGUGGUGCUGUCUUUGGCACAUGUGGGCAGUGUUGGCCUACUCGGCAUCCAAAUAUUGCGCAACUGCAUACCAAUACCGCUUUAGCGCAAGUGACGAAUCUUCUUGCUUUGUCACUGUUGUUUCCACUGCUGUACUGUCAGAAAAACCUACCUCCCUGCCUGUUAUAUGCUUAUCGCUGUUCAGUCUUAACACAUUGUUACCGGCAAGAGAGCUUGAAUUUGUCAUGUAAUGAACCAGACCACUACAAGGUGAGCAGUAAGCUACAUUUGACAGAAACGCUUUCGUUUCCUUUCUGUGCCUAUAGAGCUUGUUGCGUACUGUCGCAAUGCUUGCAUUGCUUGCAAAAAAUCAAAUACUCGCGAGCGUUUUGAAAACUGGAAUUUUGAUUAGAAGUUCAGUGCUUACAUUUUGCUACUGCAGAGGUUGAUCAAAUGUUUUGUUUCUUGCUGUAGUUUGUACCCCUUUUUCUUUUUUUCUUGGCACGUUGGCUCUCCGUUUUCAGGCAUCAUUUUGUACAGGUUCAGAUGGCAAUAUCAAGAGGAUAUUUUUGAAGAGAGCAAACUUGCCAGCAUUUUUAUAAGGGAACUUGGGAUUUAAUGGGGUUAUCCUGCAGACUACUACUAGUAAUGUGCACUGAUGUGUGACGCUUUACUGCCACGAUGCUUUGAUGAUUUUUACUGUGUGCAGUUUUGCACUUGGCAAAAACUGUCUUCUUUUUUUCUAUGCAUCAUUGAAAAAGGUGGGAAGGAAAGCUUACCAUGUUAUUUAUUUCUUUGUUAUACAUUAUACAAUGUGGAUUUCUUUUUUUAAGCUGUUAUAUACAUGUUAUUUUUUUCUUAUUUUCUGUCCCAAUGGUUUUACACUUGCUUAUCAGUCACUGUAGCAACCAGAUUGUGUGCACGUGUCUGAAAAGUUCUGUUUUGUGCUGUAACGUCCCGAGUGAUGCUGUUAAUUAUUCUAGCAGCCAAGUUGCAGGUGCAAGCCUUCUGAAGGUACCUCUUUCUUGUGAUGAAUGUGCUGAAUGGUGACGACGACUGUGCUUGAAGGAUCAAAGAAUUUACCCAAUUGUGAAUGUCAAGAGCUGCAUCUAUUAUUUCUUAUGAAAGAGUGUGAAGAAAAUGAACUCAUUAUCAUAUUAAAACAUAAUAAGGAACUAUUUCCUGUUUCCAAAAUUACCAGUUAAGUAUGUCUUUUCACUGUACCACCAAUUACGCAUGGUAACAAGUGACAUGUGAAUGAGAAGGAUAUGAUGGAAAGUCGUGACAUGGCGUCAUUUACGUUCAUUUGCUGAUGUUGCCAUGCCACUAUACCGGUGACAUUAUACCAACUCGAAAGUCUACGCCGAUCAGGUGGUUGGUGCUGUCGAGCUGUGCUGAUAGUGCUCAUUUUGUUCCCAUUUGUUUAUUGUCACAACAACCUUGUAUAAUCAACAUGAUCAUUAGAAAAUGUAUGCGGAGUGUUUGUGAGGCUGACUACGCCUACUUGGUCGAGAGACUUGGAACGGCUAACUUUGAGCAAGUGCUGCAUGGUGAAAAGAGCUUUGUAUGGCUUGUGUUGUAUGCAGAAAAGUGAGGCUUCCAGUGUGACCUCUGCUGGAAUUUAGACUUUUAAUUUCUUCAUCUUGUUUCAGUGCGGCCUUUUGUGAAAUGGCUUAGCACGUCCUUGUAGAGCUGCUGGCACAGGUAGCUGAUCCAAAGCAGGCCAAUGAAACUGCAUUGUACCUGCCAACAAACACUUUAUCUGGUGCAAAACAUAAUCAUUAGGAGGACACUAGAUAUCAGUACUAGUGAUGAUGAUGAUGAUGUGUGAAGAAAGACAUUACAAAUCUGCAGUAAUUUUUGUACACUGUCCCAAGCGACUCCUUUUAGAAUAUAAGGCAGGGGGAAACCAGCGAUGCAUUUACUAGUCUCUUUAAAGACUAGAGGGAAACACCACAGUUUUGAUUCAUUCUACCAUGGCACAUUAAAAGAAUAUUCAUGUUGCAAAGAACAUUGUCAGCAAAGUACAAAAGUGUGAUGCCAAUGUGUGUUCUACAGAUUACAUUGAAAGUAGGAAAAUAUUGGAAAUCCAAGAGCGCAAGUGGAGCAAAGAAAUUGUUUAAAGAAGAAACUGAUGAAAUAAAAGGGGGCAUUGUUAUGGCUGCACAGACAGUGAAUGCUAGAGUGCAUUUACUCAGUUGGAAAGUCUACUGGAGUCUCAGAUUAGGACUGUAAAUGAAACUGUCCAUUUACGUAAGUGCACAUGGUGCGUUAGUACGGUCAGCAGAGAGCAACACGUGCUACCACAUCACAGCCUUAAUUUUAUAUCCUGGUUUUAUGCAUUAUAACCCUCAAGAAAGAGAUUUCUUGAAGAAAUUGACAGAUUACAAUAUGACGGUCACAUUUUGUCACUGGACCUUCUGCAUGCAUUGGUCACGCAGAUCGCCCGACCUACCCGAAUGGAUAACCUGAAAGACCUGAGCACUUUGUAACUACCAAGCUAGUUUACACACUGAAAAAUUCUAAAACAUGAGCACGAUUAUAAAAUGGAAGACACACAGUGCACAGCUUAUGCUUUUGUCAUGCUUCUGUUGUUUACAAACGCCAAACAUAACUGCGACCUGCCGAUUCGAAUUUCCCAGAGGCUUGAAAACACACACUAUUUUGUCGGCAAGAUCCGGAGACUGCCGAACGCACCUUACAAAUCAUGUGAACAUGGUAAUGGACUCUUUGAAAAUGUUGCAGUCAACUUUCCUGGACAGAAAAAAAUUCUACCUGUGGCAGCAACAGCGAGGGAAUUCAACCAAAAUUUUGAUGCAGCACUGGCUGCUUUUGAUGUGCAGCGGAUGUAUGCAUUGUCCCAAUAUGUGUAUGCUGCAACCAAUGCACUUAUACCCAUAUUCUCAUACAUUUCUCCAGUCCGAGAGAGUGGAACACAAUGCUGUACGCGUCUGAAGUGGUCGCUGUGCUUCAAUAAUACAUCUCAGCAAUUCUUGCAUAAACAUUUUGUUACUAAAACAAUUUGACUACCAAGCUUCAUCAGCAUCUACUCUACUCGAAGGCAGUAGACUGGGGACACAUCUUUCAAGCAACCCUUCAUUGCUGAAAAUUGCCAAGGAGAACUAUUGAAAUGCAAUGUCUACUUCAGACAAUGGGCCAUAUUGUCCUACGCUUUGUCAAAUCAAGGCUCAUCUAGAGAUAUGGGGGUGCUGUUUCAAGAGUGCUGACAAGAUCGCAUGCCUGUCUUUUAGCACAAUACAAGUAUUAGCACUGAGCAACCAGGUACUCGAACAUACCGCACUGCAAUUGACUCUCAUCCUAGAAAGGGGCUUGCUGCCUUGAAGAAAUUUGCGCUGUGCCGAAAUGCUGUCUUGGAAGUUUUGCAAACCAUCAACACACUUUCCCAAGCGUGCCAAAAUGUGCUCUUGGCAUGACUUUUACAUGACGGGUUGGUUUGUCAGCUUGAAUUUUUUCGUUGGCCCAUUUGUUCAAAUUAGUGGAGAAAUGUGGUUAUGCCAGGACCUGAGGGCCAAUUCUGACUUUAUGACCAGUAGUAACAGAAAUUCUACUUGUCGAGCAAUGUUAAAAAAACAUGUUUUAUCCAAUUUCUCUGCUUCAGUUAAUUUCAGGACGCCUCUAUAUGAAUAAUGACCACAAGCUUCGUGCCCCUGAAGCACUCUAUACUGUGCCCUGUUUUAUUACCUGUCAUUGUCAUCUUUGGUAGUGUUGGUGUUGCCUUAGAUGUCAGCAAUGAAUGCAAGCUCCUCAAAAAAUUUGUUUGGGCAUUUUGCUUACCUCGCACUAGGUCACACUGCCCCAUGGUUUCAAGAUGAAUCCAACAUUCUUUUCUCCUUAAUGACUAAGUGCAGCAAGUUUGUCAUCAAACGAAGUCGCAUCUAAGAUGAAAGUACCUUCGUUACAUGCCGAUAUAGGCGAGAAAUAUUUAGGAUUUACUUCGUUAUAUCCAUGUUCGUUUUAUCAAGGUAAGACUAAAUGCCUUGUGUUGCAGACCAAGCAUUGAAGAAGUACAGACACCUUUUUUCUGUCGCUUUUGCUCUGAAACAUUUACAAGGUAGCUCAUUCACAAGCAAUAUUUACUAUUUGCAGCAUUUUUAUAGAUCACAUAAGUUCAGAUUGUAUUCUUUCACUGUCAAUAAUGCAAUAUUUUGUUAUCGGAAACAGUUGCUGCCUUCUGUGUCUAUGUUCAAAAAAGGGCUAGGAACAGGAUGCAUGUAUGAAUUGUUGAAAAAGACUUGCACAGUCUGUAAAUGCAGUCUCUCAGAAUUGAAUAAUGUGGGACGUGGACAAGUUUUACAUUUCAUGGUGCCAACAGGUACCGCUGUUAUUUUUAUAUGAUGUUGGAAGUGGUACUAAAGUCUAAUACAGUACAAUAUUUCGGGGGCACUUCUCUUGACCCCAUUCAUGUCAGGCCAGGAGAUCUGGAUUUGGGCAUUAAAAGUUGUGUCUGUACUUCUUUUAACAGGAAAUGCACGCAGCUCUAAUCUGGUCUCAUUUAGCGAUUGUUGUGGCCCUGAAUACAACGCUAUCCACGGCAUCCACAAGGUAGCCGGGAUCGUACACACUGUUGUAACUUGUUGAAAAUUUGCAUUUUGUGCAUCCUGUUGCAUUGCACAUCAGACCUAGCAAGAGCACCUUUUAACGUUGAAUGGUGCACCUUGUUGCAUUCAACCCUGGGAUAUUAGUCUAUUUUUCUUGGAGCCAUUUUUCAAAUCGCCAUAUGCACGCAGCUAGUGAACAUGGCCCUUGUUUUGUCAGGGAUUAGUGAGCAACCUCCAGAGGAGAAUGUCUGCUGUUUGUAUGUAUAACUUUGCAAGACGAAAAUCCAGAUAAAAAUGCAGCAUUUUUACAAAGCUCCAGGAAGGCUUUUGGUCCAGGUGGUAAGAACACUGCAAGAGGCAUGCAACCGAAGUCCAAAAGGAUGCCUUGUUACCAUACAUUUGCUGCCUCGGUGAGCUUUGCAUGGCUUAACUGACCAUAUCGUGUGAGCAAUGGAACCAAACGUUGCUCGGUUAAGUACUGCUGGCUGCAGGCUUGCAAGCCUGCAGUGUUUGCGAAGUAACCUACCCUUUCCAUCCAACCUGUGCUUCUUAAAGGCUACCGUUUUCAAUGGAGAUUGUAGUUCGGUCAACCGUGCAACAGGAGGAGGAAUAUAGUGGAUUCAAGGCCACAUAUCAGACAGUAGAUGCAGGCCCCUCUACGGAGUGAAUGUGGUGGAACAGUAACAGAUUUUAGAACCUCGGUCUGUGCAUGGUUGCAACAGGAGGGGACAACAGCUUUGUCAUUCAGCACUAAAACCGGUAACAGUCGGCUGGUUUGCUAACAUUUGCAAAGUCUGGAUUGUCAAGGAUUAAAAUAGUGGUCCUCGGAAAUAUAGAAAAGUUGGGUAAUAGUAGAGAAACUGGAAGGCUGAGUUUUAACCAGUAUGCAUAUGUUUUAGCAUUAGUGUCAACAGAAUACCAAGAAACUGAGAACCUUUCAGCACAUUGCGGUUCGGACAGAGUUAUGAAAGGUCAGAAUUGGCAUGUAUUCCGAUAAAACAUAUACAUACCUGCUAAGACUAACUUAUGCUGCAGCUUGCUGCAGCAUAAACCCUACAAGCAGGGCAGAUGAAUAGUUGGACACCUUUUCCUGCUUUCAAUGGGCAACUCAAACAUCGGACCUUGUCUUCAGGAAUGCAAGGCCAGGCAGUACAGUUUACAUUUGUUAUCGCUGUGCCGUGUUGAUGGCUAAGCUUUGCAAUAUUUUAUUGGAAGUGAAUUUUUUCUUUGCCACCAACAGUUCCAUCCUGUGUCCUGUCUUGCAACAAUGGAGUGCCUUAGUGAGUGCCGCUAGUGGGAAAUGUUCAUUGUACCAAGGCUUGCGCUUGUGUGACCUCAUUACCCGGUGUGGACUACUGAGAGGUGACGUGUGGAGCGAAACCUGUAUCUGUGCUGGUGGCUUUGUUGGGCUUGUGCACAACACAUCAUGGUAUUUCUGCAAGUAAACAACACAAGGAAAAGCAA
Messenger RNA from Dermacentor silvarum, 10408 nucleotides. Its product is annotated as phospholipid-transporting ATPase ID. Gene Ontology annotation, cellular component: plasma membrane. The coding region runs from base 342 to 4094 and encodes 1250 amino acids. Gene Ontology annotation, biological process: phospholipid translocation; Golgi organization. NCBI's taxonomy places the organism in Eukaryota, Metazoa, Arthropoda, Arachnida, Ixodida, Ixodidae. The transcript is spliced from 24 exons. The record is from RefSeq and is a predicted model, not a curated record. Gene Ontology annotation, molecular function: ATPase-coupled intramembrane lipid carrier activity; ATP hydrolysis activity; ATP binding.